UGCUGCGGUGGCUUGUGUCCAUCAUGAUGAUUUUCGUAUCAAGAUGUUAAGAUCAGAGCAGCAAAUCUAGUGCUGUACUGCAUGUUUACAACCUGGUGAGUGAGUAAACGUUGGACGAAACCAUGAUCUGGACGAUGGCUUCGCUAGUGGCCAAGCCCCCCGAAUUCUGACCUCAGAGACCGCCGCGUAGGCAGCAUCAUUUUGAGUACAUGGCUUCAUCCCGAGUGGAAUACAGUGACAAUUCUACUGAACAUUUUCGACUCUUUCGACUAGCAGAAAAAGGAUCCCGCGACGACUCAAUCUGCCGUUACUGAUCACUGCUGAACUAGGAUCUCAUCUCAUCUUCCCGUCUCAGCUACAUCUCUUCAUGUCACCAUUCCCGGCUUCACAAUAAACAAUGGACUUUGCGCCGUACCAAGAUGAAUCUCCAGAGAUAGAACGUGCUCUAUCUCCCCCUCCUGCUAAGAGCAGGCCGUCUCUCGACUCUCAAAGAGUGCGAUCUCCUCCUCCACCUCAAAGCCGACCAUCGCAGCCUCCCUCGAGAACCAUAUCAGAAGUUGCACCACACCCGCAAAGAGCUUUCGGGAAUAAUAAUAAUGCCUUUGCUUCUUCGCAGCAAGAGCGGGGACAGAGUUUGGAGGCCUUCGAGACGAGCUUGCCUAUCAGGUUGGACUAUGAAGCCUGCCUGGCAUACCUUCUACUUCCACCUGCCGGAGGGGUGUUUCUUCUCAUCUUCGAACACAAGAGCGACUACGUUCGUUUCCACGCAUGGCAAUCGAGCAUGCUAUUCGCCGUCAUCUUCGUUUUACACCUCAUUCUCGCGUGGUCCAGCGUACUCUCGUGGAUGCUCUUCACGGUCGACCUGUUGCUGAUUGGUUUUUUGGCUAUGCAUGCUUAUCGGGAUGUCGAUACCUUGGAUCACUACGAGGUCCCAUUCUUCGGGCGUUUGGCGAAUUCCUUUGUGGAUGAUGAGUGAGCAUCGAUUGCAUCCAGUCGAUUUACUGCCAGGACCCCUCCAGAAGACAAAGCGUUGAGAAAUAAUUAGUCAAGAGAAGGCUUUUUCGGACAACCUGUAUAAUAUCCUUCUCAAAGAGUACGAGAUCUAAUCGGCAGAUGGUGCUUAUCCAAGAAGAGAUGGGUGAAACUACGGACUUUUAACAAAAUUGUACAAGCCGCCCAGAUCGAUUCAGCCAUCGUCAAACUGAUUACACGUGAGAUCCCAGUGCCAAAGUGGGAUAUUGUUGAGGACGGCUUGGAACCACCAUACGUCGACAUUACAGAAUCUGCUGGGCAGGCGUGCCUCUCUCCAUCGAGUCAUUGAAGCCUCUCAGACAAGGCCACAAUUCUCACUCCGAUGCCAUCCAGAAACACAAUACGCAGCAAAUGUUGAUGGGUCAGUUAACUUCGCAAAACGCAGCCUUGGGGGCAAAUUCCGGCUCAGUUGUACAAGUAUUGGUGCCGUGGUUGUGUAGAUUACCCUCCACCUCCGGCGGCUUCUUCCUUUCCCGGGCGUCUGGCAGACAACCUGGAAAACGAUUUCUGCAGUAGAAAGGUAUCCGGGAAGGGAGAUGCAACUCUUUAUUCAAAUAAUAAUUAUAAUAAUAAUGCAUUGUACCGAUAAAAAC
Exophiala oligosperma is the source of this 1625-nucleotide messenger RNA. RefSeq lists its product as uncharacterized. The record is from RefSeq and is a predicted model, not a curated record. The transcript has 2 exons. NCBI's taxonomy places the organism in Eukaryota, Fungi, Ascomycota, Eurotiomycetes, Chaetothyriales, Herpotrichiellaceae. The coding region runs from base 398 to 976 and encodes 192 amino acids.